CCAAUUCAUUCCAAGGGGCAUUACCUGUUUUCAUGCAUUCUAAUAUUGAUUGCAAGUUCAAUGAAUGGAUGCUAGACUGAUAAGAGUGGUAGAUCUAACAUUGUGUUGGCGGCAUAGGGGUGUCAAAAGGAAAUUAUGCUUGAAGCUUAUCAGUGAUUACCAAUGAUGUAUGUGACUGUUGCAAAUUUGGCCGAGUUCAUGAACAAUAGUAUCAUUGGUUACAUACAUCAGGCAUAAAACUACAUCAUUCUCCAAAGGCACUGCUGAUCUGAGUGUUCUGGAGAAGCUGGCGCUAUAUUGAAUACAUAUUUGGAGAUCUUUACUUGAUUUGGUCGGCUGUAUUAUAUUCGUGAACUCAAAGUCAAGGCCUGUUUUAGUGGAAGAAUGACUCCUUGCUUUUAAUAUAUAAAUAAUACACUGGAUAUGCAAUGCAUGCCCUUGAGUCUUGACUAUGUUAUGUGAUGAAUCCGAGGUUUAAGGGAUCAAGGUGAGUUGGGUGGGGGGGUUAUUUCAAUGCCAUCUUUUGCUUGUUUCGGCGUCAUGUGAUUCUUGUAUUGUUUACUAUUAUAAUAUGCAAGUAUCAGGUAAUGCUUAAGAUGGAAGCAUGUGCAUCUCGUAUGUUGACCAUAACCUCUCCAAGAGUUUUCUUGGAGUUGGGAGAAUCGCUGACUUGAUUAAAGAAAAACAACAAAAGAAUAUAAUAAGAGAUGGGAGGUGGGGUCGGCGCCGUCCCUACACUCUGCCGAAUUCUAGGUUCGAUGAUCAUUUCGGAGAUGAUAUUAGUCUAUAAAAGAGAGGGAAGGAAUGAGGUAAAGAAGCAGAAAGCUGGAGAAAGAUGAUUUCAAUGUUGUUUCCGCGGUCGCCUUUGUGCACAGCAGCCAUAGUAUUCUACACAUGUGUGUGCAUUCCCUUAGGGAGGUUGAAGAAGAAUGGUGGAGAUGCAGAAGCGCAUGAUGAUGACGGUUACCAUCUAGUGGGAGUGAUGUUUGGGGACAAGGAAAAGGAGGAGGAAAUUUGCUGCCCCAUAUGCCUGGCGGAGUUUGAGGCUGAGGAUGCGGUGACCCGUCUUCCCAGAUGCGCUCAUCUCUUCCACAUCAAUUGCAUAGAACCUUGGCUUCUCCGUGGCCAUCUCACGUGCCCUCUCUGCAGAUCAUUUGUAUUGGCUCCAACUCCUUAUACGCGCAAUGUCAAUAAUGUCCACUCCUCUUCCACCUUGUAUCUCCCUAUCUUCUUUUUUUUCUGCCUCUUUCUCCAUCUUCUUGUAGCCUAGCUUCCUUGUUAAUUUUACACCCAUUCUUUAUUUAUAUAAUACAUAUUGUCUUAGUUUCCAAGCACAUAAUGUCUCCAUCUCCUUUUCAUUCAAGAGUUUGUGGAUUACUUAGUUUUGUGAAAUACUGUACUAAACAGAGACAAAAGCAGCACGAGUUAGCCUUGUGUGCUGCUGCUCUUUGCUCUGUUUCCCAAAUGAUUUGUUGUUGUUACUCUGCCAUUAAAAAGUUAAUGGUACACAAUGCGAAACUGUCUCGUCUCCCUAAUGAGCCAACUUAAUGGGCCUUAUUUUAAACCAUAACAGAUUAAAAGUGGGCCUUUCCUUUAAUAAAAAAAAAGUUAAAAAGGUUGGAAGAGAAGAGAGAGUAGUAGGCUACAGUUUCAGUCAGAGGUGAAAAUCUGAAAGCAAAGCAGAGAGCUCCCUUCUCCUCGGCGAGGAGGAAGGAAGAAGAAAGCCAGAGAGAGAGAGAGAGA
Molecule: messenger RNA, 1743 nt
Organism: Arabidopsis lyrata subsp. lyrata
Lineage: Eukaryota; Viridiplantae; Streptophyta; Magnoliopsida; Brassicales; Brassicaceae
Product: RING-H2 finger protein ATL18
Exons: 1
Coding region: 836-1270 (144 amino acids)
Source: RefSeq, a predicted model, not a curated record